AUGAUGGCUGCCCAGAAUGGCCACGCCCAUACACAGUGUGUGGCGGCCCUCUUGCCCGUCACCUCUCCCACUCCCGCACACCCCGAGGCACACACCCCGGUGCACCUCGCCAGUUAUUAUGGCCACGUGGAGGUACUGGAGCAGCUGGCAGGUGCUGGCUGGCCCCUCACCGCCAGGGACAGUGAUGGCAACACACCCAUGCACUCUGCUGCGGCCGGGGGUAGAGUGACAUGUGUGCAGUGGCUGGUGCAGCGAGGCGGUGACACAAGCAUGCAAAAUAAUGCUGGACACACCCCGCUUGACGAGGUAGGCAGUGCGGAGGGGCAGGAGGGUGGACGUAUGCAAACUGUCUUACGAUCUGGUUCAAAGUUUAACAGAUAG
Molecule: messenger RNA, 381 nt
Organism: Scylla paramamosain (green mud crab)
Lineage: Eukaryota; Metazoa; Arthropoda; Malacostraca; Decapoda; Portunidae
Product: ankyrin repeat domain-containing protein 42-like
Exons: 2
Coding region: 1-381 (126 amino acids)
Molecular function (GO): protein binding
Source: RefSeq, a predicted model, not a curated record